Penicillium verhagenii is the source of this 4836-nucleotide messenger RNA. RefSeq names its product ubiquitin-binding serine/threonine protein kinase VPS15. The coding region runs from base 1 to 4836 and encodes 1611 amino acids. Gene Ontology annotation, cellular component: late endosome; phosphatidylinositol 3-kinase complex, class III, type I; nucleus-vacuole junction. Gene Ontology annotation, biological process: protein phosphorylation; macroautophagy; protein targeting to vacuole. Gene Ontology annotation, molecular function: ATP binding; protein binding; protein serine/threonine kinase activity. The transcript is spliced from 3 exons. NCBI's taxonomy places the organism in Eukaryota, Fungi, Ascomycota, Eurotiomycetes, Eurotiales, Aspergillaceae. The record is from RefSeq and is a predicted model, not a curated record.
AUGGGACAAGGUUACUCCCUCACAACCCUGUCUGCAGGGUCGGCAGGGAUCGAUGUGCCGGAGCUGUCAGAUUUGGUGUAUGAGAAGUCAAUGGGUGGGGGCAGAUUCAUGAAGAGCAUCCGUGCUAGACAACAGAACGGCCUGGUAUUUGUGAAAGUGAUCAUGAAGCCUUAUCCGACCAUGGAGCUCGAGCCAUAUGUCAAGGAAAUUAUACGGGAACGCAAGCUCUUGUCUGAUGUGCCUAACGCAUUGAGCUAUGAGAGAAUUCUGGAAACCAGUACCAGUGGAUAUCUCGUACGACAAUACAUUCAUAGUUCUUUGUACGAUCGAAUGAGCACACGUCCAUUUCUCGAGGAUAUUGAGAAAAAGUGGAUCGCGUUCCAGCUUCUGGGCGCCCUGCGAGAUUGUCAUUCUCUGGAUGUCUUUCACGGCGACAUAAAGACGGAGAAUGUUCUCGUCACAUCAUGGAACUGGCUUUAUUUGUCCGAUUUCUCUUCUUCAUUCAAACCUACGUUCCUGCCUGAGGACAACCCCGCAGACUUUUCCUUUUACUUCGAUAUUGCAGGUCGAAGAACUUGCUACUUAGCACCAGAGCGAUUUUUAGUCGCUGGUGAAGAGCCCGGCAACCGCCAUGUGAAUUGGGCCAUGGAUAUCUUCAGUGCCGGAUGCGUCAUUGCUGAACUCUUUCUCGAAGCACCAAUAUUCACUCUCAGUCAAAUGUACAAAUAUCGAAAGGGCGAAUACAGCCCAGAGCAUGGCCAGCUUGCUAAAAUUGAGGAUCCCGAAAUUCGGGAACUAAUUUUGCACAUGAUUCAACUGGAACCCGAAUCUCGUUAUUCUGCAGACGAGUACUUGAAUUUCUGGAAGAACAAAGCGUUCCCAGAGUACUUUUACAACUUCCUCCAUCAAUAUAUGUCCCUCAUGACAGAUCCAUCUUCUGGAAGAACGAAAGUGGAUGCGGAGACGGCCAACAGAGGUGAGACCGACGAUAGGAUAGAGCGAGUUUGUCUGGAUUUUGACAAGAUAUCAUAUUUCCUGGGCUCCUCGUCCCGAGGACCGCAUGGCGCAACCGGCCAGAGUUUAUCACGGCUCACGGGCGACAUCCUCCCUGUAAAGCUUGAUCUACCGGACGGUGGGAACAACCAAAUAUCUGGGACACAGUCGGAUGAGGGCGUUUUGAUAUUUCUGACUCUUGUGGUUUCCAACCUUCGGACUACGUCUAAAGCUUCAGCUCGAAUCAAAGCUUGCGAUAUCCUUCUGGCGUUUGCAGAAAGAUUGUCCGACGAAGCCAAACUUGACCGUGUCCUGCCAUACAUCAUGAUUCUCCUGGCCGACCGGACAGACUCCGUGAAGGUUGCGGCGAUCCGCACCUUGACACAGUUAUUGGAAAUGGUGCAUGUGGUAUCUCCAGUAAACGCAUAUCUCUUCCCUGAAUACAUUUUCCCACGACUCCAGCAUUUCGUGAUUUCUUCCAAGAGCAACCCAAGUGCGAUGGUUCGUGCUGCAUACGCCUCGUGUAUCGCAUCAUUAGCGCAGUCAUCUUUGAGGUUUUUGGACAUGAUUCAGGCGCUGCGCUCUGAUACUCGCUUGACCGCACUAAUCCCGGUCGGCUUUGAGCCGCGAUGGACCGAGGAUGCCACAUACCACAACCUAUACGAUGUGGCUCGAAUCGAUCUUCUGGAAUACUUUGAGAUCCACACCAAAGCGCUCUUAACUGAUACAGAUGCCUCGGUCCGGCGAGCAUUUUUGGGUUCUGUAUCUAGACUAUGUGUCUUCUUCGGGAAUCUAAAGGCAAACGAGGUUGUGCUCAGUCAUUUGAACACAUACCUUAAUGAUAGGGAUUGGAUCCUAAAGUGCGCCUUUUUUGAGGCUGUUGUCGGUGUCGCUGCGUAUGUGGGAAGCACCAGCUUAGAGCAGUACAUUCUGCCAUUGAUGAUUCAGUCUAUGACAGAACCCGAGGAGUUUGUGGUGGAAAAGGUUAUACGGUGCCUAGCCGCUAUGGCCGACCUGGGGUUAUUCCAGCGAUCUACGACAUGGGAUCUGCUCCAUAUUACCAUUGGGUUCCUGGUCCACCCCAACAUCUGGAUCCGGGAGGCCGCGGUGAACCUGGUAGUCAAGUCAACCAAGUUUUUAGCUGUGGCUGACAUCUACUCUAUCAUGACUCCUCUGAUACGACCCUUUCUCAAAGUCAAAAUCGUUGGGUUUACUGAAGUUGAAAUCCUCGAUGUUCUAAAGCGCCCAAUGUCAAGAAGUGUGUACGAAAUGGCUUUCCAAUGGGCUUCUAAAUCAGACAAAGGCGUCUUCUGGAAGUCAGCGAGCCGCGAUGGAGCAUUCAGUCUCUCCGACCCUGGCACACAUGGAUUCCGAGCUGGUCGCUCCUUUUCAUUGGAUGCACAGUCAAAGAACGAAGAAGACGAACAGUGGCUUGCUAGGCUGCGGAAUCUCGGAAUGGGCCCGGAGGAUGAAUUCAAGCUCAUUGCGCUCAAGGAUUAUAUCUGGAGGGUUUCGCUGAGGCAAGCAAGAGACCUCGACACCCAACCUAGUCCACCAUGGAACGAUAUAAUCAGCUUGACCCACCAUGGUCUCACACCCCAAACCGUUUUCUUUGACAAAAAUCUCAACGACAAGCCUCAAAAUACAUCUGGAGAUCGCACCGAAAGCCCAAGGCCGGAGGAGACGAGGCCGCGAACUAUUGCUGAUGCAUUGCUUGAUGCCUCCACGACUAUUGAGCGGGCGCCCCAUUCUCAUCACAAGCAUAUACGAUCAAGGAGCCAGCUACACAAAGAGAUCGAUAUCACACGCCCAGGCCGCCCGAGAGACAUCGCCGUAGAUUCCUCCUCCUCUUCUCCGGCGGCUUCAUCUCCUGCCGGUGGCCCUGGAUCUCGACCCUUGUCUUCGCCAGCCUCAGAUAUGCCUAUUCGUACUCGGCGAUUGAGUCCCGGUCAGGAGAGUUCAUCGACAACACCUACCAACACAGAUACCAUGUCUCUCAGAGGUGAUCGAGUUCAAAAGAAAUCCAGCGCAAUCAACCUUCUCGGACGUAAUGAGACCACCAAGACAAAUGCGGAAACAAGCACAAACUCUGCGAACGCAUUUGGGAAGGUUGAUGCCUCUGUCCACAGAGCGGGCACCCCUCAGCCCUCAGGCCUCACUCAAGCAUAUGAACGCAUGCCUGUUCAGGCAGCAGCUCGGCGGUAUCGCGCGAACCACUCAUAUGCAGGCGAUGAUCCGACAGUUUUGCGACUGUUGGACAAUGUGUUUGCUGAUAACUACCCCACUGAUUUGUUUGACUUGGGUCCAUAUGUCAAAGAGUUGGAUGUGCGACAACCAAUCCGCAAAGCCAAUACUCACGAUUCUACUAAAAUCUGGAGGCCCGAUGGAAAUUUGGUAGCAACAUUUGGCGAGCAUAGCGGGCCGGUAAAUCGCAUCGCCAUACCACCUGACCAUUCUUUCUUUGUCACUGCAUCCGAUGACAGUACAGUCAAAAUCUGGGACACGACGCGCUUAGAGAGAAACUUGACCCCUCGCUCUCGCCAGACCCAUCGUCAUGCGACCGGAGCACGAGUCCAGGCCUUGACCUUUGUGGAAAACACAUACACCUUCGUGAGUGGGGCUACAGAUGGAAGUAUCCAUGCAGUUCGGGUUGAUUAUCAUAAAGUCAACGAGACUGCGCGAUAUGGGAAGCUUCAAGUUGUUCGCGAAUAUCAAUUGCCCCCUAUGGAGAAUGGCGCACCGGAGUAUGCUGUCUGGAUGGAACAUUUUAGGGACGAAGGCCAAUCAACUCUUCUUGUUGCCACCAAUGCUUGUCGAAUUCUUGCAUUAGACAUGAAAACCAUGUUACCGGUAUACACCCUGGAGAAUCCCGUGCACCACGGAACUCCGACCACAUUUUGUUGUGAUCGUCGGCACACUUGGCUCCUGGUGGGCACGACUCAUGGUAUCUUGGAUCUGUGGGACCUUCGGUUCCGAGUGCGACUCAAGGCAUGGGGUCUCCCCGGAUGGGGAUCGAUUCAACGAAUCCAAUUGCACCCCACGAAACCUCGUGGACGUUGGGUCUGCGUAUCUAGCAGCGGCAGCCACGGCAAUGAAAUCACAGUGUGGGAUAUUGAGCGAUUCCGAUGCCGCGAGGUCUACCAGGCGACGCCGCUAGAUACGCAUGAAAACAACCCCAGUGGUCCUAACCGUGGCUCCCGUCCCGCCAACAGCCCCCGUGGGCACCGCACCAUGGCUCGAGACUUUGAAGCAUGGCCCGUGGACGAAGACCGACCGGAAGGAAUGCUCAGUCGGUUUGCUACGGCCAGCCCUGCAGCGGCGGGCAUGUCACCGACCACUGGGGAAAAUGGGUCCGCUUCGCCACCCAACACGCCGUCCGGAGACCGACUUGGAACGUGGGCAUUCACUGUGGGUCUGAACGCGCCCGAUGACGAGAAAGCGUCGUCUAGCAGCCGGUGCGGGUUCAUCGUGUCUGCGGGGUGCGACCGGAAAAUUCGUUUCUGGGACCUUGCCCGACCGGAAUUGUCGAUGAUAGUUAGCGGGAUGGAUUCCGUGUCGGAGGGCGCUAACGCUGGCAAACCGCGCUAUGAUCUAUCCCAGCCUGGGCCCAAUCUGUUGGUUACGACCGAGCACCUGCCCAAUGCGCCGGGUAGCGGGCAGGCAGCAGGAGGGGGAUCUCGGAAGGCCAGUUCACGGCCUCCCCGCAGUACGGUGAUCAGUCUCCAGCAGCAGAUGCUUUUGAAAAGCCAUCUGGAUAUUAUUCAAGAUGUUGCCGUGUUGCGACAACCGUACGGGAUGAUUGUUAGUGUUGAUCGGGCGGGUAUGAUCUAUAUCUUCCGAUGA